Messenger RNA from Lichtheimia ornata, 1881 nucleotides. RefSeq lists its product as uncharacterized. The record is from RefSeq and is a predicted model, not a curated record. The transcript is spliced from 2 exons. Lineage: Eukaryota; Fungi; Mucoromycota; Mucoromycetes; Mucorales; Lichtheimiaceae. The coding region runs from base 1 to 1881 and encodes 626 amino acids.
AUGGAAGCCAACAACAGCGAUGACAGCAGUAUUCGUUCAGCAUUGGUGAACCUCAUUGGGAAUCGGUACCAAAAUCCAGGAGUUGACGAAUCUCUGAUGGGCAAUGACGAGCUCUUGAGACGUGUGAGUGCCGAGCUAGGAAUGCUACUUUGUAUGAAAAAGGUGGAUGAAGCACUAUCUGUUGCAAAAGAAAUCAUGUCUAUGGCACCAACAUCGUCGACAGCUGCCUUGUAUCAACAUUUGAUUACCAAGUUCAAGGAGCUCUCGUAUCAGAUGGACCAAGCAGCAACAUCCAUGGCAACACUCUAUUACAGCAUAACAAAGGUCGACUUCAUCAGCAGACUUCCUUUUGAUAUUGUCAGCCAUAUUGUUGAUUAUCUUUGGGAAUCCAUUCCGACCAUGAAUGCUGCUACGCCUACGUUUCUAUAUGUGUCAAAAUGUUGGCGCAAAAGGAUUCUCGAAUCGACGCCCUUCUUGUCAUAUCAGCUACCAGCAACGAAGCUACUUGGCUAUGAUAAGGCGACCUUCUCACAUGCUUCUCGUGUUCGAACAAUGACAAUCCAUGGCAAAGUCAUAUCAUUUUCGAGAUUACUUGGCAAUCAUCUUUGCAACCUAUCGCGUCUCUGCAUUGAUAUACCUCGCGACUCGGCAUCCUGUAUACAUGGCCAUCCAUCAUGGGUGCACGACGUAUGUACUGCUGUACGGCACAAUUACAGUCUGGAUGAAAUCAUGGAAACAUGCCCAAACCUCGUGAGCUUGAAAUGGAGUGGUUGGGUGCUGAAUGGAGGAACAACAAAGCAGUAUCACCAGCUACGCGUAUUGCAAUUACCAGAUGACGAAGAUGAAAUCGAUGAACUUCUUGUAAAGUUACCUUGUCUCGUGGUUCUCUCGAUCCGGGGUAUCCGUAAUGUCGACUAUUUCAAUCGAGUCAGCAACUAUUGCCCAUCGCUAAAGUGUCUAAAGUACAACGCAGCCCAUGAUGAUUUGAUCGAAUGGCCAUACGAAUGGGAUACGGGCUUGCAACAAGGCAUUCAGGAUCUUUCGUUCUAUGAACAACCCCAUAAUCGUCGUACGGAGCACGUCAUUGACCCCCUAGUGCACGUAUCCAAAACGUUGAAACAUCUACAUAUUGGCGAGAAUAUCUAUGGCGAUCGCCAUGAUCCGAUGUUCCUGCCGCACGACACAACGUUCCCGCAUUUGAUCCAUUUGACAUGUGAUCCAGAAUACCGUGAUGAUGAACUUGAUCUUUUUCUCGAUGUUCUUCGUCGAUCACCUUGCCUUGAGAGGAUCAAAUCGCUUCAAUCUUCUGUAAAGUGGUAUGAGCCAGAACCAGUUGACUGUAUGGCAUCUUGCACACGGCUUGUUGAGGCGAACGUGAUAAUGGAUGAAGACCACCAAGACGUGGAGGCUUUGAAACGAUUCCUCAACACGCAUAUACAAAGGGGAAAUUCUUCCACAUUACGAUCACUGGAAAUCUCACUAUGGACCGAGGAAUGCGCCUACGUACUUUUACCGCUCAUCACACAAUUGGCAUUAUUGGAGGAGCUGCAUCUCGCUUUGUCGCCUAAUUCACCAAUGCCCAUGAUUAUGGACACGAUUGCUACCAACAAUGCGAUGAAAGUAAAGCACCUCAAAAUCAGCGUUGUGGGAUGGCACGUCGAAGAUACUUUCUUUGAUCGUUUACAACAUGCACGCACUCUCAAAUCACUGAUUAUCGAUGCGGAUCAUCUACGUACAAUGGCUGCACUUUCGUUGCGAAAGCUGACCCAGCUCACUCAUUUGCAAAUUCCAUUCGAGGGCGUGGAUGGUGUGGUCAUUGAUAUUCUUCGCAAGCAGUUUCCCAACCUGAAAGAGUUAGAGCCUCGCCACAUAUGGCAAUAA